Messenger RNA from Sclerotinia borealis F-4128, 1230 nucleotides. Lineage: Eukaryota; Fungi; Ascomycota; Leotiomycetes; Helotiales; Sclerotiniaceae. The record is from the annotation of a GenBank genome assembly.
AUGCGACUCACCCAAGCAUCAUCACCACAAAUCCUCUCACUUCUCCUCACCCUCUCACAAUCCUCCCCGGUAUCCGCCGGUCCAUUCCCCAAAGAUGAUAUUCACGAUGUAGGAUUUUCCUACCUCAUGGAUCGCUCCUGCGUAUCCUACUGCGGCGCCGACAACCAAUACUGUUGUACCAGCGGACAAGCCUGCUACACCUCCGCUGGAAACGUCGCCUACUGCUCUGCCUCUACCGCCGGUAGCGGCUCAGGAGGAUACGCCGUAUUCACCACCACGUACACGGAAACCGAUCUGAUCGUCGGAACCAGCACAUAUAGUUCGUACUACGCGACCACGACCUCCUCGGGCAGCGCCGCCAUCUGCGAUACUACGACGGGGGAAACUUCUUGCGGUACUAUUUGUUGCGCCGGUGAUCAGAUGUGUGAGUAUAGCGGCCAAUGCACGGCGAGAACAUCCGCUUGGACCUAUACUGCUACAUCGGGCGCGUAUUCGGCGCCCGUGCGUCCUACGAGUGGAGGGUCCACUUCUACGUCUACCGUGUCGGCCACGACGACGGUACCGUUUAUUGCUCCUGCGACGGCGAGUGGAAGUACAUUGCCCAUUACGAGCAACAGCUCGAAUAAUUUGAGCGGGGGCGCCAUUGCGGGGAUUGUUAUUGGCACUAUUGUGGGUGUGAUGUUAUUACUACUUUUAUGUUUCUGCUGUGUGGUGAAGGGACUUUGGGACACGAUCCUCGCGCUGUUCGUGGGUAAAUCGCGGAGAAAGGAAGGAGGGACGAGGACCGAGCGGAUCGAGACUGUAGAGCGCUAUUCGCGUCAUGGAUCUACGGUUGGGGCUGGAGCGGGAGCAGCGGGUGCGCGGAGAGAAAAUACAAGGUGGUUUGGGGGAGCGCGUAAUGAUAGGCCGGCGAGAGUGGUGGAGGAGAGGAAGAAGAAGAGUAGUGGGUUGGGGGGUUUGGGAGCCGUAGGUGCGGGAUUGGCGGGGUUGGCGGUGGUGUUGGGGUUGAAGAGGAAGGAGGAGGAGAGGAAGGAGGAGAGGAGGGAGGAAAAGAGGAGGCCUGGGGCUGGGGCGACGGCGACAGUUACGGAUUUGAGUAGCUCUUAUUAUACGGAUAGUUAUACGGGGACUAGUGCUAGCUCAGCAAGUUCGGAUCGGAGAACGAGGGAUGCGAGAGAUGCGAGAGAUGCGAGGGAACCACCGAGGAGAGAUAGGAGUGUGAGGAGAUAA